AUGCAACCACUCAACCCCUUCCUAGCCGCCUUCUUUAAGAGCUCGGUAGCCGCCCAGUGCACGCCAGUCCAUCACCACAUCCUCCUCGUCCCGCUAACGGAUGUCCUCAUAACACAUCGCGAGACCGAGAGUGGUGCGCCCUCAAACGAGGUUAUCGCCUCGGAGGAGUUCCUAGCCAGCCAUGUGCUGCGCAUCCCGCCGCCCGGAACCGGCCCAGGCGUCAAGGAUGGCGUGCCCAAUCUAAGGGAGGUGAGGGGCAAGGCCAAGCAGCUGUUGACUGUCAAUGGGAGAAGCGUCAUCAUCAAGGACUCAUAUGUGUAUAGUAACAAGGGUUUCAAAUCAUUGGCGCAAGCACAGGUCCUCAGCGACAACACCUACUACCCGGACGUAUUCGAGCCCCGACAAUGGCUCCUCUACUUCAUAUCGAAACCUCUCGUCGGGACGUGGGAGGAGGUCAAGAUCAUACCUGCCGUACUGUCCUCCAGCACCAGGCAGCGCAGAGCAUCGGAGCAAGCAAAGGCAGUCAAACCCGACUCGCAAGUCGACUCGAUACCCAAGAAAAAGGAAAUUCAAAGCUUCCAUGACCUUCUGAAUCAUUUUCCCAUGAUCGCGCGACAGAUGCACCCGGGCCUGGAGAAGCUGUUCCUCGAAUUCACAAACGUCUUUCAGAAACCGCUACCGCCUCCACCAUCGUCCGAGAGCAUACCAGAUCCGAUGCCUGAAGGGCCCAUUGCUUCGGCGACGAAAAAAGCGAGAUCCAAUAGUGUCUCGAAACAUACCGAGGCAGGGGACCGACCCCUGCUUGUCCAGAACGAUUACUAUGCAGAUGAUGACGAGGUCAUCAUGAGGGCAUCGCUUGAAUCGGCAGUCACGGCGGCCAUUGACCUCUUCCAGGGGGUUGACAAGCAGCAAUUGUCUCUUUUAGGUGCGACGACCGAUCUGACAGGACCUCUGGUGGAAAAACUCAUCGAGCGAUAUGUCACGGAAAACGUGCACCAUCUGGUAUUCCCGAAGCUAAACCAACUUAAACGACCCGAAGACUUGGAGCUAGAGGCCAAAAUCAGACAGAUGGAGUUCAUCGACAUCUCUCAGUUGGGCAUCGCCAUUGAAGGGGGCAUUCCAGGCAAACAUGACCUCGUCAUCCAGCUCGGCGCCGCGGUGGAAGAAUUCAGGAAGAUGAUGGCGGCCAUGAGUCCCCAAGAGAUGAUGGACCUCCUCCUGUCGACCAUGAAGAUUGUCUCUCAGCUCACCGAGCGCCAACCGAACGACAAGGCUGUUGAAGCGACGUCCGAGAAAGCGAUCAUGACGGUGAACGCAGACACCCUUGUGUCGUUGCUGCUAUACGUUGUCAUCAGGUCUCAAGUACGGCAUCUUCAGGCCCGCCUUACCUAUAUCCGCAGCUUCAUCUUUAUCGACGAUGUCGACAGUGGCGAGUUGGGAUACGCAGUCAGCACAUUUGAGGCGGUUUUGACGUACUUGGCCAUGGACUCGUCAGGGUUGCGACGUGCGAGCCGACGGAACAAGGCGUUAUGGGAUGCCGCCAAAGAAGGCAAAAUGCAUGACCUGAGAAACAUUAUCGAACCAAGCUCAUCAGCCUUGCACGAGGGCCAUGAGUCGCCCGAGUCGCCGAGAUCCAGGAGACCUUCGGUGUCAUGGAGCAUACCGAACGGUCAUGCACGCCGAUCCUCGUGGACGUAUACGAUACCCGACUCGUUCUCUGAUGGAUCCGGGCUCAGCCAUGUCUUUCCGUUUCAGUCUGGAUCCGGGGUUAAUGAUGAAAGCCCUACGGUACCCUUUAAGCGUGUGAAGCGUGUCGCGAUGGACACUCGAAGCAUGUCAAGUGGCUCAGAGAUAUCGUUCCAUUCGCGGACAGCAAGCCUUGCGAGUAUUGGCAGCGCUCUGGAGGGCGACAUCUCAGUUGAGCGCCUGACCCAAACUAAUGAUGGGUUUGGCGAGUCGAUCCCAAUGAUGGCGAUACAAAACGGGCGCCCAGCUAUUCUGAAGUAUCUUUUGACUCUGGACGAGUACUAUCCACUAGCGAACCUCCUAGUCGACAUGAACAGCGAGAAUGUGACGUUGCUCAGUGCUGCUGUUCAGCUAAACAACGUGGAAGUUUUGGACACGCUUUGGAAUUUCAUCUCGGAUGGGGCAAGCGAAGAGGAGCUCAUCAGGUAUGUUGCUCUGCAAGAUAUCUGGGGACGCAGUGUCGGACACUACUUGUUCAACGCUCCAUGGAUGAUGGACCGCCUUGGACACCUCAUUCCGUGGCGACAGCGAGACAAGAACGGGCAGACGCCUCUGUUUGCAUUGUGUCGCUCCUAUGAUCACUCCAACUACCACGACAUGGUAGAGCAAGGGCUGGCCGCAGCGCGACAAGCGCAGCAUGACGGGGAACCCCUUCACAUUGAGGAGCACGUUGACAACAAGAGCAACUCCUUGCUACACAUCAUCAAUGAUCCUCUCUUGGCCCUGAUGAUUCUGCGCUACUGCGAUGUAGACGUGAACGCGACUAAUGAGAAACGUUUCACCCCGCUGAUGCUGGCAAGCAAAUACGGCAGGUAUGAUAUGGUCAGGGUGCUGUUUGCUGACCCUCGUGUCGACACUGCCGCGAAGGAGCUUCGGGGGCUCACGGCAGUUGAGCUUGCCAAAGACGACGAUGUUCGCAACCGUAUAGACGACCUGGGUCUGUUCACAAUGGUCCCUGGCAAGGAUGGGCGGAUAACGGGUGUGGUGAGGGCGUUCUUCGUGGAGGACGGGAGCGUGAGGCUCGUUCUCAAGUCGGCAGUGCCCACGGAUCGCGACAGCUACACCGUGACGUCCAGCAGGAGGUCGCUGUCAGACUUUGAGCAGCUGAUACAGCUCCUAGGGGAGGAAAGCCCAGCUUCGUGGCUGCCCACUGCUACCGAUACGCGGUCACCGUUCCAGAUUCCCUCGAAGCCGUCGAGAGCCAUCCUGCGCGAUAUCCACGCCAAGACCGAUUCUGCACUGAAGGUCUUACUGAAUCAUCCGACCUUUGCGACCCAUGAAAUGUUGUGGGAGUUCUUUCUGGUGCCUGAGUUGCAACUAGACACGAUGCGCGAGCGCUCAAAGCUCAAGGCCGAGACGCGGAUGGAGCGCGUGAGGGACGAGUACGAACCGGUUGUGGACAUGCGCGAGGUUGAGCAAUUUGUGAAUCAUGCGCGCGAGAUGGUCAGGGGUGUGAGCUACUCGACAAAGUCUGUCACACGGCGAGCCAACAGCGUGGGCCUCGCCGCAGCGGACAUGUAUGAUGCGUCAGUGCUCCUACACAGAGCAGUUUCGACCCUCAAAUUCCUGCCCAGGACACACAUGGACGCCUUUGAGUCCUAUGUUCGCGCCCUAACGCCCACACAGAAGAACCCUCAGGUCAUCCUCCACACCUCGUUGCUGGGCGUUCAGUCCACUGUGCAGGGUCUCUUGUCCGCUCUAUCGCGACCGACGACUCUGAUCAGCCAGAUACAAGCUGCCAAAAGAGAAGCAGAUCGCAACUACAGCGCCGCCGUCCGGCCAUCCAGGUGGCCGCUCGGCCUUUUGGACGACACACGACAACGCAUGCAAGAUGAGAAGGAAGAGCGCGCAAAGGCCUCGAGACAGGAGGCUAACUAUCUGUCGCGAGAAUUACGGUACACACAGCAGACUGUGGCAUCUGAGCUGGCGGGAUGGCAGAGCAUGCACGACCAUAUGGGUAAACGUCUCAUCCGGGAUUACGUACGAGGCAUGGUCGUUCAGGAAAGGAACCAACUGGACGGCCUGAUGCGCGCGCUGCGCAAAGUCAGGGGUGUGGCCGUAGAAGGCAAAGACAGGGAAUGGGGUGUGCUCAACUCGCCCGAGCUUAGAGUACAGGACAGGGAGAUGGCGGAGGCGGCACCGGAGCCCAAGAGGGAUGUCGUCGACACAACAGCGGCAAAAACAGCAGCAGCAGCAGCGACGACUACGAGCAGCGAGCAUUCAUAA
Emericellopsis cladophorae is the source of this 3972-nucleotide messenger RNA. RefSeq lists its product as uncharacterized. Gene Ontology annotation, biological process: early endosome to late endosome transport. Gene Ontology annotation, cellular component: tubular endosome; late endosome; plasma membrane. Bases 1 to 3972 code for a protein of 1323 amino acids. NCBI's taxonomy places the organism in Eukaryota, Fungi, Ascomycota, Sordariomycetes, Hypocreales, Bionectriaceae. The transcript has 3 exons. Gene Ontology annotation, molecular function: guanyl-nucleotide exchange factor activity; SNARE binding. The record is from RefSeq and is a predicted model, not a curated record.